GCGCUACUGGGCGAGUAGUCGGCGGAGUGGCGGCGGGAGGGCAGUUUAUAGGGUGCGCUGGGACGGUGGUCACUGCCACUUCUCCGCCCGGGCGCUGAAAGGAGCGUGUUGGGGAGAGGCGACGAGAGUGCUACGAGUUAAUAUGAAGCUCCCCUCGUCUUCACUGCUACUGUUGCUGCUCACAGCACUACCACCUUCCUCCACCGGCCAGUCCGCCCCACGGGUGGUGUGCUUCUACGAGAACUGGGCACGGUACCGUCCGCCGCUGGGCCGCUUCCUUCCCACCAACAUCCCGCCGCACCUGUGCACCCAUAUCCACUAUGUGGGAGCCGGGGUGCACGCCGAGACACUUCGGGUCGGACCGCUGGACGUGUUCGCUGAUAUUGUCACCGGCGGCUACCGGAGCACAGUGGAACUCCGCGAGCACAACCCCGAUCUGAAGGUGCUCACGAUGAUCGGAGGCAGCGGACAGCAGCAGGAUUCGCUCCGAGCCGCCGCCGCCACGGCUGAGAGCCGCAAACAGCUCGCAGAGGCGGCGGUGGAAUUCCUCCGUGAACACGAUUUCGACGGUCUGGAUGUGGACUGGAAGCCGCCGCACGCGCCCGAGGACCACGCCGGUCUGUUGGAGGCACUGCGAGCGGCGUUUGACCGCGAUACGACCUCCACGGGACGCCGGCGGCUGCUGCUGGCCGUCGAGCUGACUCCACAUCCAGACGAGCUGCGGGAGCACUUUGACAUGGAGCGAGUGACGGCUGCGGUGGACUACGCCAACGUUCUGGGUUACCGAUACCAGGUGACUGAGCGGAGCGUCACCUCUCAUCACGCGCCGCUGCGGACCCCACCCGGAGCGCCGGCCGACGCCGCCGGACGAGAUAUCCUGACCACCCUCGAGACGCUCAAACAGAUGGGUGCAGACAUGGCCAAACUGAACCUCGCCGUGCCAACGUUCGGGAUGAGUUUCACCCUGGAGGAUCCCCGGCUCGCCGGUCUGUACGCUAGCUCGUCCGGACCCGGUGCUGCCGGGCCCAUCACUCGUGCCAAAGGAUCUCUGGCUACGUACGAGAUCUGCGACAAGACGGGUCGGAGGGGCUGGACGGCGGCGCGGCCGUUCCCUCAGGAUGUGGGACCGUACGCCGCCGGUGAGGAUCAGAUUGUUGCCUUCGACGACGAGACGUCGCUUAUGAUGAAGGCUCGCAUGGCUCGGGAGGCGGGUCUGGGCGGAGUCGCCGUCUGGACGGUCUCUCUGGACGACUUCCGCGGGUUCUGUACCGGAGAGCCGUUCCCCAUGAUCCGCGCUCUCAAGGCUGGGAUGUUGGGUAUCGACGAGUCCGGUCUGCCGACAACACCAGUGCCGCCUACCACUCCCGCCUACGACGCCAGCGAUAUCUUUGUGUGUCCGUCGGAUGGGAAGCACGCGGCGUCCGACUGUGAGCACUUCUACCUCUGCAGCGGCGGGCAGCCGGAACUGUUCAGCUGCAAGGAGGGCGAAACUUACGACGAGGAGCUGCGGGCGUGCCGUCCCGGCGGCCGCUGCACGCCCCAGCCGGCCGCGCGGGUGGCAGGGUUCGGCCCGACCCCCACCCCCACCCAGUCCCCCGCCCCCUCCGCGGGGGGCAGAAGACGCCGGCCGCUGACACCGCGGCGGCGGGGCCCCUCAGCCGGCCCGAUCAGCUUCUAUACAUUCGGGUAGUGUUCAUCGGGAUCGUAGUUAGUCGUGAGGCUGCUUUUAAAAACUCUAUUACACGUAUCAGCCAUAGUUACAUUAACGCGUAAUCAGUCAGUGUGCAAUGUGCAUAUGUUGAAACAAUAACACGGUUUUUGCCAAUCUUGCAAUGUCUGUACUCUGUACUCAGCACUGUACAUAGAUAUGCGUUAUGCAAUACAUCACCGUGAAGAGA
Molecule: messenger RNA, 1898 nt
Organism: Amphibalanus amphitrite
Lineage: Eukaryota; Metazoa; Arthropoda; Thecostraca; Balanomorpha; Balanidae
Product: chitinase-3-like protein 1
Exons: 2
Coding region: 143-1690 (515 amino acids)
Biological process (GO): chitin catabolic process; carbohydrate metabolic process
Cellular component (GO): extracellular region
Molecular function (GO): chitinase activity; chitin binding
Source: RefSeq, a predicted model, not a curated record